Molecule: messenger RNA, 303 nt
Organism: Meloidogyne enterolobii
Lineage: Eukaryota; Metazoa; Nematoda; Chromadorea; Rhabditida; Meloidogynidae
Source: the annotation of a GenBank genome assembly
AUGGCUGAGUUUGUGCUUAAAAAUAAUCUGAGCGAAAGUGAUGUUAUUGACCCGUGGAAGGAUGACGUUACGUCUUUGGGAUUAACUGUAAAUUCCACCAAUUCUUCGAAUGAAACCGAUUAUGAAGUAAAUGAUGAAGAGGAAAAUAAUACAAAAGAUAAAUUGAUGGAAUUAAAAAAUAAUGAUGAAAUAUUAUCUGGAAAUAAUUCCCAGAAUGUUAAAAAUGAAUCGGAAAGUCAAAAUAAUGGUGGUCUACAUAUUCGUAUACAUAUCAGACCAUCUGAAGUAAAUUUGAUUUUUUAG